Messenger RNA from Vespa mandarinia (Asian giant hornet), 1306 nucleotides. RefSeq names its product lipid storage droplets surface-binding protein 2-like. Gene Ontology annotation, cellular component: lipid droplet; cytosol. NCBI's taxonomy places the organism in Eukaryota, Metazoa, Arthropoda, Insecta, Hymenoptera, Vespidae. Gene Ontology annotation, biological process: positive regulation of triglyceride storage; lipid storage. The record is from RefSeq and is a predicted model, not a curated record.
AUAUAACAUUUAGCCCUAUCAACUUUCCUGAACUUAACCUGGUUAAUGUUCUAAAACUGUGUAAACCCGUCAUGGUCAUAUGAUAGAAGAAGAAAAAGAGAUAAAUAUAAAAUAACAAGAGGUAAAGACUACUUACUAAGAGGAUACAAGAAAGAAAAAUCUUCGGAUGUGAUUAACAAUUGGAAUAAACAUUAAUAUUGAAAAAAUUAAUAUUGAAAUGAAUCAAAGAUCAAGUUCUUAAAAGUAUACUCUAUAAAUAGACUGUUGUGUCUAUGGAAGUGUAUUCUGAUGUAUGUUGCGAUCAUGGAAGUAAAAUUAACAGAUAGGUUAUAUAGGAUUCAAUCUGUAGAUCGUGCUAGAAAGAUACCAAGUUUGAAUUAUUUAUUUGACAAAUCUACGAAAGUUUAUGAUCGUAUGAAGGGAGCAAAUACGUUUGUUAAUUGGGCAUUCGAUAUGGUAGAAAAUGUUGUAAAUAUUGUUAUUGAAAAAUCAACGCCAGUUGCUAGAUUAAUGGAAAAACCUAUUUAUACUUUGGAUAAGACACUGUGCCAGGGUUUCGAUUUUAUGGAAGUGAAACUGCCUAUAAUCAAAGAAGAACCUAAAGAGAUAUUAGAUAGGACAAAAUCAUUUGUUACAAAUCAUCUACGUCCAGCCGUAAAAACUUUUUCUGAUCUUAAACAUGAAACAAAGCAAAAAGUUAGAAUUAUGAUUUUACUUACCUAUUAUAAGGUACAUUACUUACGUUUAUAUAGUUGGCAACAAGCAGACAGAGUCAUGUCCACUCAAACAGGAAUCAGUAUUCUAAAAACUGUGGAUAAUACAACACAUCUCGUAGAAUUAAUAUUAGAUAAGUACUUACCUGCGUCACAUGAAGAAAUAGAAGAGGACACAGAGGAAUUAUGCAGUGAACACGCUAAAUUACAUCAUACAGUAGAAAGACUUACUGAGUUCGGUAGUCGUGCUUCUCGUCGUAUUUAUCUUGCUUUAGUGGAACAUUCGCAACAUAUGUAUAAAAUUGAAAUACUUAUACUAAUAUUGUAUGCUCUUAUUGUAAUUCAAACUAUGAAAGUGUUGGAAAUACUAUUUACUUUCGUAUUCAAAUUGUUUAGUAGUUAUGCAUACUUCUUUUUUUUAGGAAUUUUGCACAUAUUACAAUGGACUUAUUCGUAAUUUCAACAAAAUCACUUAUAAUAUAAAGCUGUGUAUUUUGUAAAGGUAUUUUUUCAUAGCUGAUACAAAUUUAAUUGUGCUGAAAGAGUAAAAUUAAUUAUAAUUACGCGAAUUACUAUUUAUGUAUUUUUUAAAU